Messenger RNA from Vitrella brassicaformis, 3893 nucleotides. NCBI's taxonomy places the organism in Eukaryota, Vitrellaceae. The record is from the annotation of a GenBank genome assembly.
AUGGAGAGAGCUCGAGCCCGACGUCAGUCCGCAUCGCCUGAGAUCUCUAUCAUAUCAUCUGAUUCGCCUCUGGGGGAGAUCAUGCACAUCGACCCAAAACUCGGGCACACAAUCGCAUCUGUGUCUGUGGUGCUCGGCAUCGCGCUUCAUUCCUGGAAAGUCGGCAUCGCGCUUCAUCCCGGUCUCACCUGGAAACUCCUGGUCGCGUUAACGCUGUUCCUGCUGCUCACGGGGCUCAACGUACACGGCGUCGUCGGCUGGAUGGAGAGGAAAGGGUUGAGGAAAGGGCUGGAGAUGAUGCGAAUGGGCAAGAAGAUGAUGGCUGAUGCGGCGGCUGACGGCCUUUUCGAACGGGCAGGCGGGGCAGAGUGCGCAUCCAGCAACCAGACAGAAAUCCUCGACGACACGGGCAUCCCAGCUGUCAUCCUCUUCAUCACGACCCUGGCGCUUGCGGUGAUGGAGGCCAUCCCAGCUGUCAUCCCUUUCGUGGUUUCCGAGUGGUUCCUUGAGCAGCCGACACAGGGCAUCAAGUUGCUGGGGCUCCAUAUCAGCCCAGUGGUGGCGGCGCACUCGACUAUCAGUUGUUUACUUAUUGCUGCGGUCUGUGUUUUCCCUCGUGCUGCUACCGGAGGUGUCCCUAAGGGCCUGGCGGUGUUUCUAACCGGGGCUUAUGUGCUGCUGACUGGGGCGUACGCUCACGGCAUCAUCCAUGCUGGGACCGUCCUUGUGUCGUUCACCACGCUGAUCAAGUCGGGCAUCCUCUACGCCUUCGUCACAGACAAUUGGCCUCUGGUGCUCGCGGGGCUUUUCAUCCUGCUAUCUGCGGUGCUGGGCAAGGAGCAAGCCGAGCCAUCGCCCCAGCUGCCCCCUUCUGAUGAGCAACAGGGUGCCAACAAAACGCCCGAUGAGCCGCCGACGGCCAGACAGCUAGUCGGUUCCGUGAUGUUUUCGCCAGCCGCGCGAUGAUGCCCGCCUUCAUCAUACAGACCGUGUGGAAACUUGUUUGGACUGUGUUCGGGUUUGAUACUCCUUUGUGGUUCUUGAUAUUCGUUUGUGAAGCCAUCCUGUUCUGGGAACUGAUCCACCCAUUGUCUGCCAACAGAGGCGGGGCGAAGAUUUGGGGCUGGAAAGAGGUGCCGGCUUCGGCGAUGUUGCUUGGCAGCUCCCCCUGUGCUAUCUAUAUCAUCAUCUCGGUGGUGGGGCUCUCGGCGUUCGCGCCGGAUCUGGCUUGGGACGGGCAGUGUCUGGGAGUCAGCAUCGCCAUUAGCCCAGCAGUGGUCCACUCGCUUGCUGGUCUUCUGUUGCUGGGAGGGAUCGUCCAUCAGCCCCGUGAGAAGAAGGUAGCCCUGGUUGCUGCCUGGGUGUACCUGCUGGUCACGGGGCUCUUUGCACACGGCAUCAUCCAGAAGCCCCCGGCCAUUCAAACAGCCUUGCGCGCCUUUGCGACUGGUGCGGAGAUUGAGUGGAACCGGAUACAGGGGGUCGAUAUUGUGGGGAUUCACUUCAGCCCAGCAGUCUUGCACACGCUUAGUGCUCUUACAGUCGUGGCAGUGGCCAUCCUUCUGCCCGAACAUGCAACCCAGCUUGCUGGAUUCCUGGUUCCUUUGUUCCUGCACCUGUUGUGCACGGGCCUUCGCGCGCACGGCAUCAUCCAGUAUCCUCCGGACCUUCAGGCCGCCUGGCGCGCCUUUCAGGCUCGUCUGGAUCUCCCGUCAGUCGUUCCUGAGUCGCACAAGACAGCGGACGCCGAGCGCAUGGGGGCCGCCAACAUUGGGGCAGUUUUGGGUGGCCUGGCUGCUGCUGCGGAGUCCCUUUUCUCGACUAUCGGCUGGGUGGUCGUGUUCUUCAUGAGUUCUCCGCUGCUGCUGGCUUGGGUGGUCGUCGCUGUGGCUCUCAUUUGGGGCGGUGGCGUGGGAGCGCUUUUCCUGUACCGGUCUCUCGUGUCGGUUGUCCGUUGGGCGGUGUAUAAAGUCACCGAGAGGAGGAGGCUGCAGCGGGCGGAACAGCAGGCGGAUCAGUGUAUGGAUGACCUCAUACGGCAGGAGGAGCUGGCCAAGGCCACGCGACGGCCAGCGGACGGCAAGAAGAAGCCCAAGAAGGGGCCCAAGAGCUCCGUCAGUGCUGCGGCCGCCCAGCAAGAGGACAGCGACACAGAGGGAAGCCGCAGGGGGGUGCCUGGGACGGCCGGACGUUCAGCGGACAGGCAAGUGGAGCGUGAGCAAGGCGGCGGACUGGGCGUGGCGGGCGACAAUGACGAUAGAGGCUGGUUAAGUGUGCAGGGCCGUGGCCAACAUCGGUCCCGUGGCCCCUCGUUGGCUCUGCCGUCUCGCCCGCCCGAGCCUGUGCCCUCCCACACACAGACACAGCCUUCACGUGGCUCCUCGCGGGCUCUCCCCCCUCCCUCGCCAUACCCCCCUUCCGUCCCUAUCAGUCACGAGCGGCUGCAGCGUGCACCACAGUCGACCAAUCGCGGCCGGAGGGGCAGCCUGCCGCCUCUUGUGGAGCCCGUGGGCCAACCCAGGUGGGUCGGUGGGUGGGUGCACGGAGGAUAUGAAACAACACUGUGGUCACUGUGGUGCGUGUGUGUCGGGUCAGGAGCAGUGCCAGGGGCGGUGUGUCGAGUGGUGUGUCGUCGUCAAGCCAAUCGUCACUCUCGCACAACACGUAAUCACGCGGAUGACCCCACAGUGACACAUGCAUAUCUGAGUGGGGCAACUCAUUGGCCACUGUUGUUGUGUUGUGUUGUGUCAGCUGGGGCCCCCUGACCACACCGUCCACUGGCGUUACUUCGGCCUCGAGCUCGUCUGCCACCCCAUCCUCUGCCCAAUCGCCCCCACUCACCCCUACCACCAGCACAGCCGCCACCACAAGCACCAGCAACGCCGGCACUGGCGGCUCGUGCAUCGUGUGCUGUGACGACAGCUGCCGGGCGUCCAUCAAGUUCAUGCCAUGCAAACACCUGGUCGUCUGCCAGCGGUGCUUCGCCGACAUGAAGAGGGCUCACGAGGAGAAAGUGGCGGCGGUGAAGAGGCAGAACGCCCGGAGGGGCAGCAGAAGGACCUGCCGGUGUUCGCCUGCCCAUGCUGCCGCAAGUAAGGACGAUCGGGGAGGGAGGGAGGGACAGAAGACACACCAUAGAUCGCCAUGCUGCCCUCUUGUCGUUUGUCUUGUUGCCUGGUGUAGGGUGAUUGAGUUUGCCGGCACGAGGGAAGAAGUGUUGCGGUGGGUGCAGGAGGAGUACACUGCCGAUGGGGGAUAACUCACGAUAGGAUGGGAUGGUGGGAUGACACAUAGGUAGCAGGCCAUGGUUGAGCUUAGACACACCAUGGUGAGGGAGGGAAGGAGGACAUACAAAGAGGACAGAUGAUAGACAGGUUUGGUAGGUUGCUGGCUGGGGCCGCCUUCCAACGCUUUUCAUAUUGAUCGCCAACCUGCGUGCAUCCGUGUAUACAUGUCUGCAUGUACGUGCGUUUGUGUGCGAGAAAGCCUUUUUUCGGACAGAACGACGUGCAUUUGUGGCUGUCUGUGUGGCGUUGAUCUUUGUUGACGUUUUUGUGGACUCUUUAUCCAUCUAUGUGUUGCUGGAUAUGGCUCAAGAUGACCGACAUUGGACACCUUCUGGACGUACUCAACAGGGAGGUGCACGCACGCAUCACACGCAAUGGAUAUGUCUGUCAUCGGCAAAUACAUACGUCUCAUGUAUGUAUGUUCAUCAAAUUCGCGAAGGACUCAGUCACUCAAUCACGUGAGCCAAUGCGAGCAUACGCCAGUUCCCCCUACCUACCUACCUACCUAUUUUCCCUUCUCUCUGCCUAUUCAUGGAUUGUGUAGACGUCCUGCACCCACCGCAGUACCUCCUGACGGCUGCCGGCGAACAGUAUGGCACUGCACAC